Molecule: messenger RNA, 1551 nt
Organism: Gadus macrocephalus (Pacific cod)
Lineage: Eukaryota; Metazoa; Chordata; Actinopteri; Gadiformes; Gadidae
Exons: 7
Coding region: 639-1280 (213 amino acids)
Source: RefSeq, a predicted model, not a curated record
GAGAAUGUGUCCCGACCGCCCAUUAUAAAAUGAGCUACGACCAUACGAGCGCCGCAUUGUUUUUUCCUGGAGAGACGUCAUGCCUUGCAAACGAGCGAAGCAUGGCAGUUGCUCAGUGUUUGGAUGUACAAAUGAACACAAAAGUCUAUUUUUAGUUCCUUCAUCCGAGCCUCUGAAGAACCAGUGGGUUAAUUAUAGUUUCUCUGGAAAUGUGCCGACACAACUUCCCAAAGUGUUAUAUGUCUGCGCCAGACAUUUCACCGACAACUGUUUCCUUAACUUGGGCCAAUACAGAGCUGGACUUGCUGAACGUCUGAAAAUUAAAUCUGGUUCAGUACCAACUCUCCUUUGCUCAACUACAAACCUUGGACAAGAUAACCGUUCUGCUCUUGGUGUUCGGUUAGAGUGUGCAACUCUGCAAACCAGGGUGAUCCGAUGAGAAUUGGCACAAUUCGAAGCGUUUUACAGCAAAGCGGGCCAGUACAUCAAGCACUUGCAUUCAGCUGCUUCUCUCAAGGAAUGUUGCCUGCCAGACAGACCACCUCGAAACACAUACUGUAGGCACACGGCUAUCCUUAAAGACUUUACUUCCCCACUUUAGAAGUAAAGAAGACUGCGAUGACUUUGGAGAUCGCAGCAUGCAUUGCGCCGCCAUCUCAGAGAGUCUGCGUGUGGACGCCUCCCAUAUGUCCUGUCACAACGGGGAGCUGAGGAUCCUGAGCGUCUAUGGUAAAGGGGAGGGCCCACUGGCGGUGGACGGCCAUAACACCCUCUUUACCGCAUCAGAAGUGGAGGCCCUGAACUCGCUGUCUGCGGACCACAGCGUGGCCACGAGCCUGGACCGCGGCGAUCGGUUGGUCCGCCGCGAGGAGCCGAGUGUGCAGCAGCAGACCCCAGACAUCAUUUCCAUCAAGGUUGAAGAGGAUAUUGGUAGAGGCAUGUCCGCUGCAUGGAUGUACCUGAACGAGCUGCCGGGCCUGACCAAGCUGUCCGGCCUGAGGGAGAUGCCCUUGAAUUCAGCCCGGACAUCGUCCGGACCUAGAAAGAUAACAAAGAGAAGAGGGAGAAAGAGGACAACUGCUAUACUUACGGAUACCCUGGUGAGGGCUGCUUUAGUGGCGGAAAAGCAGGGAACUCUGAAGCAGCGUCGUCCCGCCAAGCAGCCUCCCUCCUCUCGGGCUCCCAAGAAGAGGCUGUUCUUGCCCGCUCCUGAUGCCGCCCCCCUUGCUGGAGUCACCCCUGGUGCCACCUCAGCUGCUCCUCCCACCAUCCACCGCUGAUGGUGUCAGCCCCACCUUAGCCCUAAUUUGUCAUGUUCCGGAUGCAGUAGAGUUCACCACUAUCGCUGCCUCUACUUCUCCAACUUAUUUAGGCCUAUCCAACGAGGACGUCAGCUGCCUCGUGUGAUGCAAGCUCUUCAGCGCCUCGAUGCCUGGGGAAGAGUGGGUCCAGUGUGUUUUUUGCUACAAGUGGUCGCAUGAGGCUUGCACCGACGGGAGUACACACUACCUGUGUCACCUGUGUUACAAAGAAUAAAAAUAUUUAGCCUAC